Messenger RNA from Cuscuta campestris, 1332 nucleotides. The record is from the annotation of a GenBank genome assembly. NCBI's taxonomy places the organism in Eukaryota, Viridiplantae, Streptophyta, Magnoliopsida, Solanales, Convolvulaceae.
GAGAAAGGAAUCUACUUUAAGAAUAUCACCCCACCAAAACAAAGGAAUUCCGCGCCAUCGCCAAACCCAUGGCUCUCUCAGCCCCGCCGGCUCCGCCUAACCCUUCCCCCUCCGCCGUGGCUUCCUCCGGCGCCACCGCGACCACCACCACCGCGACGAGACCUCUGUAUUCCAACUCCCGACCGCCGCUCACCGUCCAGCCCCAUCCUUUCCCCCCACAGCCCCAGCGAUUCCCUUCGAAUCAAAACCCCAUCUACUCCCAAUUGGCUCCGCCGCAGCUUCAGAGCACUCUCUACUCCGUCUCCUCCUCUGGCCGGGGGUAUAUUUCCGGCCCCGCCGUGCCUUGUCCUCCUCCUAAUCAGAAUAAUUACGUUACCCGACCUGCUGUUGGGUACGCUACCUCAAUUCCGCCUUUUGGGGUUUCUGCUAAUACGGAUCCGGGUUCAGGGCCCGGACUGGGCUUCGUCAGGCCUUCCAAUUUGACCCACGCCUCCGUCACUCUUGCUAAUUCCACUGCAAAUGCCGGGACUUUAAUACCUGUGGUCGUCCAAGGAUUUCCAGUUUCUUCUGCUCAUCAGAGGCUGGCUCCCGCAAAGCCUUCUUUUGGCGAUUUGAGUGGCUCCAAAGAUGGAAGGGAUAGAAGUAAAGAUGAUUCUUUGUCAGUAGUUAGAGAUAGGAAAGUCAGACUUACUGAUACUGCUUCCCUCUAUACGUUAUGUCGGUCGUGGUUGAGGAAUGGUUUUCCUGAAGAUACCCAGCCGCAGUAUAUGGAUGCUGAAAAGUCUCUUCCUAAGCCAUUAGCUGUGGAAUCACAAGAUGCUCAGUCACCUGAGAAGAAGGAAGAUAUUGCGGGACAAGAGGAGGAUGAUGUAUCGCUUGAGCAUCUAUCUACAGAAAAGCUGUUGCAAAUGCAUGUCAAGCGUGCAAAGAAAAUUAGGUCAAGAUUAAGAGAAGAAAGGCUAAAGCGCAUUGCUAGAUAUAAAACAAGGCUUGGUCUUCUCCUCCCACCUAUGGUAGAUCAAACGCAACACACCGGAGGAUGAAUAGGCCCCUUUCCACACAAAUCUUCCGCAGCCCACAUCGUAACAUUGAGUAACAUAGGUCACUAGCUUUUCAUUGGGGGGGCAAAGCUUGUUCAUGCUAUCAGGUAAUUUGACUUCAGAUUGUGGUCACUGGUCAGUUUAAGAGUUGUCUAAAACUUAGGGAAAAUGCUUAUCAACUUUGGUUUGGGGUUUUCGUCUCGCGUUUCCUCAAUCUUGUAUACUAUACAGAUAUGAGUAAUUGAUUAUUACAGAGUUAUUAUUAUGAUUUUAAUAUAAUUUGUGGGGGGUU